AUGCAAUAUAUUUCAUUUGAUUUUGAACAUCAAUGUUUAGAAGAAAUUGGACAUUUAGGAAUAUUAGGAAUUAUUUAUGAGUCAUACACUCUAUCAUUUGGUAAUGAACAUAAAUGUUCAAUAGAAUUAAUUGACUAUGAAGAAACAAAAUCAGUUAUGAAAGGUAUUUUACGUGUUAAAAAUGAAGACUUUAUUCAAGUUUAUUCAUCAAUGUUAAUGACAGUAUUUUAUAAAACAAUGGCUUGUAAUUUUAAAAGGAUUGAAUAUGGACCUUCUUUGUUAUCAAUAGCUAAUACUUCUUAUUUAAUUAAUUUUUAA
Messenger RNA from Entamoeba nuttalli P19, 318 nucleotides. RefSeq lists its product as hypothetical. The record is from RefSeq and is a predicted model, not a curated record. Lineage: Eukaryota; Evosea; Mastigamoebida; Endamoebidae. The coding region runs from base 1 to 318 and encodes 105 amino acids. The transcript has 2 exons.